AUUGAUAUCAUCUCGAAACGUGUCGCCCGCCACUACAGGCUACACAUAGGGCCUCAACAUGCUCGGAUUUGCCCACAGCCUGCCAUUAAGUCUCUUAUCCUUCCUACUCAUCUCCCCAAUCCCAACAUGGCAAGCGUCUCUAGGCCCACGAGAAUUCACUGAACUUUCCUCUUCUCAAAUUUACACUCUAAUACAUACCACCGAUCCAGUGAAGAAUAUCGACCCUUCAAAUCCCUCCUCACAUCUCUCGAAAAUAUUAAUUCCUCGCGCCCCGGAUACCGAGAACAACACUCUAGUCCGAAGUCAUAUCAUCUCUACCCUCAAGGGUUUAGAUUGGCAUAUAGAAGAGGAUGAAUUCACAGACGAUACACCCAUUGGUCAGAAACGCUUCACAAACGUGAUCGCUACGAAAGACCCAGCGGCCACGAAGCGGGUCAUUCUCGCUGCUCAUUUCGACUCAAAGUAUUUUUCAAACUAUCCUAUGAACCAAUUUGUUGGUGCAACCGACUCCGCAGCGCCAUGUGCGAUGAUGCUAGACCUGGCAGAGGCCUUGAACCCACUAUUAGAGGAACGAAGUAAGAGGUUAGAAGAUGGAGAAGAGGACGACGAGGACGUAGCGGAUACGACUCUCCAGCUUGUGUUCUUCGAUGGAGAGGAAGCGUUCUUUGAUUGGACGAACACGGAUUCAAUAUAUGGUGCCAGGCAUUUAGCUGAAAAAUGGCACACGAGCUACACACUCCCCAACACGAAACGACGUUUAUUAGGCCCACACACCACAGAACUUGGCUCGAUAGAACAUCUCAUUCUUCUCGACCUUCUCGGCGCCCCUGAACCGCGUAUCAGGUCAUUUUUCCCUGAUACUGCCUGGCUUUUUGAUACUUUAUCAUCCGCGGAAACACGCCUUGGAAAUAGUGGAGCUUUCGAGUACGACAAGGAUGGGAAGACGGACGGACGACCUGAAAUUCAAACAUGGAAAAGCUUCUUUGUGAAAAGACAAGGACACCCGACUACGUUUGGUUAUAUUGGCGACGACCAUGUUCCUUUCCUCCAGAAGGGAGUGCCCAUUCUUCACCUCAUUGCAGAGCCCUUCCCAAGGGUUUGGCAUAGAAUAGAAGACAACGCAGAUGCGCUUGACAUACCCACGAUGCGAAGAUGGAACCUCAUUCUUCGGGUUUUCAUGUCAGAAUACCUCAACUUGCGACCACCUGAGACGCAUCCAAGAGAGGAAUACCAAGACAAUGUUCAACGCUCGGUAUCUGAGCUCCUUUGAUCUUUUUUGAGGGUAGUGAACUUCGGUAAACUUAUGGGUAUUUACUCUAUGAUGUACGGGCGACAAUUCGAAGCUUUUUCUCUG
Messenger RNA from Marasmius oreades (fairy-ring Marasmius), 1354 nucleotides. RefSeq lists its product as uncharacterized. The record is from RefSeq and is a predicted model, not a curated record. Lineage: Eukaryota; Fungi; Basidiomycota; Agaricomycetes; Agaricales; Marasmiaceae. The transcript has 6 exons. Bases 59 to 1270 code for a protein of 403 amino acids. Gene Ontology annotation, molecular function: zinc ion binding; glutaminyl-peptide cyclotransferase activity.